Messenger RNA from Motacilla alba alba, 3745 nucleotides. It is a transcript of the gene KCNK1, whose product is annotated as potassium two pore domain channel subfamily K member 1. Gene Ontology annotation, cellular component: membrane. The coding region runs from base 396 to 1406 and encodes 336 amino acids. The transcript has 3 exons. Lineage: Eukaryota; Metazoa; Chordata; Aves; Passeriformes; Motacillidae. Gene Ontology annotation, biological process: stabilization of membrane potential; potassium ion transmembrane transport. Gene Ontology annotation, molecular function: potassium ion leak channel activity. The record is from RefSeq and is a predicted model, not a curated record.
GGGGAAUAAACGUCCGCCGCAGCGCGGGGCGGGGGGAGGCUCUCGGCUCGGUUUCUCUGAGCGCCAGCGGGGGAUUCCCCGCGUUACUCGGAGACAAGGAACGGCAGCGAGAGAAAGCGCCGGCGUCCCAACACGAGGCGGCGGGAGUAGCAUCGGCGGCAGCAGGAGGGGGGGAAGGCCCUUCCUCGCUGCGUCCCUCCCUCCGCCGCGGUACCUGCGCCGCGCGUCCACGUGAGCGCCACAUCAGCGCCGCUCCGCGCCCUCAAAGUCAGCCGGCGGCCGCUCAGGGGGCAGCCGGCGGCCGCACUCCGCCUUCCCUAUCCUGUUUCCCUCAGCUCCCGCUCCCCUCAGCGGCCGGGCCCGGCCCGGGGCUCAGGCGGCCCCGGCUCGGGAAGAUGCUGCAGUCGCUGGCGGGCAGCUCCUGCGUGCGGCUGGUGGAGCAGCACCGCUCCGCCUGGUGCUUCGCGCUGCUGGUGCUGGGCUACCUGCUCUACCUGGUGUUCGGCGCCGUGGUCUUCUCCUCGGUGGAGCUGCCCUACGAAGACCUGCUGCGCCAGGAGCUGGGCAAGCUGAAGCAGCGCUUCCUGGAGGAGCACGCCUGCCUCUCGGAGCAGCAGCUGGAGCAGUUCCUGAUGCGGGUGCUGGAGGCCAGCAACUACGGCGUCUCGGUGCUCAGCAACGCCUCGGGAAACUGGAACUGGGACUUCACCUCCUCCCUCUUCUUCGCCAGCACCGUCCUCUCCACCACGGGUUAUGGACACACAGUGCCUUUGUCUGAUGGGGGAAAGGCCUUCUGCAUCAUCUACUCGGUGAUCGGGAUCCCGUUCACGCUGCUGUUCCUGACGGCCGUGGUGCAGCGCAUCAUUGUGUAUGUCACCAGGCGCCCAGUACUCUACUUCCACAUCCGCUGGGGCUUCUCCAAGCAGGUCGUUGCAAUCAUCCAUGCUAUGGUCCUCGGCUUCAUCACUGUCUCCUGCUUCUUCUUAAUCCCAGCAGCAAUAUUUUCUGUCCUGGAAGACGACUGGAAUUUUUUGGAGUCCUUUUAUUUUUGUUUCAUUUCCCUGAGCACCAUUGGUCUUGGAGACUAUGUGCCAGGAGAAGGCUACAAUCAAAAAUUCCGAGAGUUAUAUAAAAUUGGAAUUACGUGUUAUCUGUUGAUGGGCCUUAUCGCAAUGCUGGUGGUUCUUGAGACUUUCUGUGAACUCCAUGAACUCAAAAAGUUUAGGAAGUUGUUUUAUGUGAAGAAGGACAAGGAAGAGGACCAAGUGCAUAUAAUGGAACAUGACCAGCUCUCCUUCUCUUCCAUCUCAGAUCAAGCAGCCUCCAUGAAGGACGAUCAGAAGGCAAACGAGCCUUUUGUGAAUUCCCAGUCCCCAACUUCCAAUGACAGCUCUCUAAACAAUUAAUACACGGGUAUCCAUACCGGUGUUUUGGUGCAUUUAUGCUAAUUACCAUAAGAAAUAGAAAGCCUCAUAUUUUUUUCUCAAAUUAUAAAAGCUGGAAGACUGUGCUACUUUAACAAGGAUUCAUCACUUCUGACAUAGAAAAGACUUUUGGGAAAAAUGUGGGAGCCACCCUGGGAAGAGGGAAUAAAUGUAAGAUGUGGCUGGGAACGUAAGGCCAUAUUGGGUGAGGGAUAAGGAUUUAGGUGUACCACAUUCAGAGAUGCCAGAGAGAAAGGCUUGCACAAGCAGCUUCGUUGAACAUCUUUGGGAGACUAGGCCUUCACUGACAUCCAGCUCAUUGAGUUGCAUGCCCCAUCUUGCAACUGGCUGACAGCAGAUUUUGGGAUGUGCAUUUUUGAUAGUCACAGUUUUAAUCCAAUAGCUAGCAUCUUAAUCUGGAAAACAUUUUCAGAGCAAUAUCUCUAGAGCUGGUGGAGGGGGGAAUAUCUAGGUCAUCCUCUAUUUCCCAGUAACUUGCAGGUGUAAACAAUUAUUCCAGGAAGGAAAAAAUAAGACUGUGAUCUCUCCUUUGUCCAUGCCAUUUACAUCUUAAUUUCCUACUUCCUUAAAAGGUCCUCCAAUCACCAGAAAAAUGUUGUCCUGAAGAGAGUGUGCCUUGGGUCUUCCGUGCUGUUUGUUUUUUGUAUGAAAUACUUCUUUGAGAGAUAGCAAAAGCUCUGGAUGAGGUGAGAUGGUAGGGAAGGAAGACAGAUGCAUUUCAGUCUUCUGAAGUGGGCAGGAGUGGGUAUUUAGCUGCGUGGAAUGGAAUGAAAACAAGUCAGCAAAUGCCACACAUGACUGGCACAAUCAUGUGCUUGUGGCAUUCUCCUAAUAGAUGGUUGAAGCCAGCUCAGCAGAAGGACUCGGUGCUGUUCCUCCCACAGUCCAGCCCAGCGUGUGCUCUGCUGAGCUGGUGGGUACAUGGAGGAACAGAAACAGCAUCACCUUUGAACAUAGCUCCUGUUUCUUCUCUUGCUUUUUUAACUGGUACUCGGAACACUUGGGAGGAGAAGGGAAUGUUUCAGGGCAAAACAAUUUUUCAGUUUUUCGUAUGGCAAGAAAAAAGGAAAAAUGUCACAUUUGGUUCAGAUGGAACCGAAUUUUUUUCCCCUUGGGAAAAGUCACUAAAAAGUCAAGAUCUUGCUCAACUUCUGAAGCUGGAACCUCUUUGACUGUAACAGCAGAGGUGUUUUAGUCUAGCUACCAGUCACUGUGCUGAAUGCAGGGACCUCAGAGUGAAUUUCAGUGAGCAUGAGACAAGAUUUAAGUGGUUGUUGUAUUUUGUCUUCUGGCCUUAAGAAUCUUAAGAUAGGGAAAUCUCGAUAAUGCUUUGCAAUGAACAAAAGAUCUGGAGCACAAAUAGCCAUAAUAGGACAGCCUCCCACAUAGGAACAGUGUAGAGGAGAGCCUUUUACCUGCAGUGCAAGCAUGCCAGAUUGCCUGUAAUUUGGCUUCUAGUGUUUAGAGCUGAAUAAUAAUUUACUCUAAAGAAAAAAAAUGCAGCGUGUCUAGAUUUAGCGCACGUGGGAAAAAUACUUGAAAGUAAAUAACCCAAAAUAUACUGUGUUUGAGCUUAAUUAUAGCUAGCAUCAAACAGUUUUUUAUAUCUUUACUGGAAAACUUACUUUAUGGUUAAAUCAGCUGAAAGUCUUCAAUUGAAAUUUAUAUUUGUAGAAAAUCAGAGCUAAAGGUUUUGGUUGUUUUGAGUUUUGUAGAUUAGGUGAGAGCAUAUUGUGUUUGCAUGUUCCCAGGAAAGUGGCUAUUUUUAUACUGCUUAGGUUAACACAGUUCUAUUUAUAAUGAAUGUUAACCAAUAUAUAUGUACAUAUAUACAUAAAUAUAUUUAUAUACUGUACAUAUAUCAUAAAUCACCAGAGUCUAACAGACUUAGGAAAGGCAUUUUAGAUAAUUUUUCCCCUAGUCUCCUCUUUAUACAGUCAAUAUUUGAAAACUAUGGCAUUCAAAUGACACUGACAUAAAAUUAUGAGUACUGUACUGUAAGAAACAUUUAUACUGUUUUUUUCUGUGGAACUUUAUUGAUUGUUUUUGGUACCUUAAAAUUCAAAAUUUCUUUUAAUUUCCAUGUAUUAUUAAGCUCUAAAGGAUAUGCACAGAUGUUAAAUGGUGUACAAAGUUACUUUUGCAGUGUGUACACAAAUGCGAAGUCUAGACACGUGAAAUGAAAGCACAGAAUUCAAAGCAGAAGCGAUAAACUAAGCAGUAUACUGUGAUUGUAGGUGAAUAUUUGUUAUUUUAAACUUAAAUAAAAAGUCUGGCUUUUGCCUGCCUGCACUAUGAAA